This is a messenger RNA of Magnusiomyces paraingens, 1782 nucleotides long. RefSeq lists its product as uncharacterized. Gene Ontology annotation, biological process: phenylalanyl-tRNA aminoacylation. Bases 1 to 1782 code for a protein of 593 amino acids. Gene Ontology annotation, molecular function: ATP binding; phenylalanine-tRNA ligase activity; RNA binding. The record is from RefSeq and is a predicted model, not a curated record. The transcript is spliced from 4 exons. Gene Ontology annotation, cellular component: cytoplasm; phenylalanine-tRNA ligase complex. NCBI's taxonomy places the organism in Eukaryota, Fungi, Ascomycota, Dipodascomycetes, Dipodascales, Dipodascaceae.
AUGCCUACCAUUUCAGUCGAUAAGGAAGACCUCUACAAGUCUCUCGGCCGUGAAUACACUACCAAGGAAUUCGACGAACUAUGUUUCGAAUUCGGCAUCGAGUUGGACGAAGACACUUCAGAAGGUGAAUUGCAGCCUGGUGAGCGUCCACAGCUCAAAAUUGAAAUUCCUGCAAACAGAUACGACAUGUUGUGUUUCGAAGGAAUUUCCCGUGCUCUCAAUAUUUUCCUUGGCAGAGCUAAGCUGCCAACCUACAAGCUGACAAAGCCUAAGGAGCUUAUUCAAGUCACCAUCGACCCUAGCACAGAACAAGUCCGUCCCUACGCUGCCUCCGCUAUCCUGCGUAAUGUCACCUUUGACCAGAAGAGAUACGAUUCUUUCAUUGCUCUUCAAGACAAGCUCCACACAAACUUGUGCCGUAACCGCAGUUUGGUUGCCAUUGGUACCCACGAUCUCGACAAGAUCAAGGGCCCCAUCACUUACGAAGCCAGAAAGCCCGAGGACAUCAAGUUCAUUCCUUUGAACCAAACAAAGGAAAUGAAUGGUCAUGAGCUGAUGGAGUUUUACGAAAAGGAUAAGAACUUGGGCAAAUACCUCCACUUGAUUAGAGAUUCCCCCGUCUACCCAGCCUUUUUCGAUGCUGAUGGUCAUGUCUUGUCUUUACCCCCCAUUAUCAACAGUGACCGCACCAAAAUCACUUUGGAUACCAAGAAUGUCUUUAUUGACCUGACUGCCACCGACAAGACCAAGCUCACAAUUGUCGUCAACCAGCUUGUCGCCAUGUUCUCUGAGUACUGCGAGGAAAUUUACACUGUCGAGCCUGUUCAAAUUAACUCCGAUCACAAUGGACAGACUCGUGUGGAACCCGUUGUUGCUGACCGCGAAACCACCGCUGAGAUCUCCUACAUCAAUUCCUGUUUGGGUCUUGACCUUAAGCCUGAGGAGAUUUGCAGCCUGCUCACCAAGAUGUCUCUUUUGGCCAAGCCUUCCACCACCGACAAGAACCUGCUUGACGUUUCUGUCCCCAUCACCAGAUCUGACAUUUUGCACCAGUGUGAUAUCAUGGAGGAUGCUGCUAUUGGUUACGGCUACAACAACCUGAAGAAGACCUUCCCUGCGGACUCAUACACCAUUGCUGAAGCUCUUCCCAUUAACAAGAUUAGCGACAUUGUGCGCAGAGAGGUUGCCCAGAGCGGCUGGUCCGAGGUCAUGCCUUUGAUUCUUUGCUCCCACGAUGAGAACUUUGCUUUCUUGAACCGCAAGGAUGAUGGUAAAACUGCCGUCAAGCUUGCCAACCCCAAGACUCUUGAGUACCAGGUUGUCCGCACAUCUCUCUUGCCCGGUAUCCUUAAGACCAUUAGAGAAAACAGAAAGCACAGUCUGCCCAUCAAGGUGUUUGAGUCUGCCGAUGUUGUUUUCAAGAAUGAGAAGCUUGAACGCAAGGCCUUCAAUCGUAAGCACUUUUCUGCUAUCUAUGCUGGCCAGACCAGUGGUUUCGAAAUUGUCCACGGUCUGUUGGACCGCAUCAUGGCCAUGCUGCGAGUCCCCUGGCUGGAGACCAAGGCUCAACAAGAGGCUAAGACUCGUGGCUAUUGGAUCUCUCCUACUGAUUCUGCUACUUUCUUCCCUGGCCGUGGUGCUAACGUGUACUUCCGUGCCAAGGAUGGUGAUGAGGCCCAAAUUAUUGGUGAUCUGGGUAUUCUUCACCCUGAGGUUAUGUCCAAGUUUGAGAUUCCUUACGUCGGAUCCAGCUUGGAAAUCAACCUGGAGGUUUUCUUGUAA